This is a messenger RNA of Sphaerodactylus townsendi, 1190 nucleotides long. RefSeq names its product retinol dehydrogenase 10-like. Gene Ontology annotation, molecular function: oxidoreductase activity, acting on the CH-OH group of donors, NAD or NADP as acceptor. The coding region runs from base 1 to 894 and encodes 297 amino acids. The transcript is spliced from 5 exons. The record is from RefSeq and is a predicted model, not a curated record. Gene Ontology annotation, cellular component: lipid droplet. Lineage: Eukaryota; Metazoa; Chordata; Lepidosauria; Squamata; Sphaerodactylidae.
AUGGCUGUGCUUACAGAUUUCCUUACUCUCACAGUUAAGGUAUUUGGAUAUAUCAUCCAUUCUCUGCUUCAGUGGGUAAUGCAACCCCUGGAGAAAACUGUUGCUACUGAAAUCUGCUUGAUAACAGGCGCAGCAAGGGGUCAUGGGCGCCUUUUGGCACUGGAAUUUGCCCAAAGGAGAGCUACCCUCGUCUUGUGGGAUGUCGACUCGGAAGGUAAUGAAAACACAGCGCAGAAAGUGCGUGAGCUGGGAGUCAGGGCUUACGCUUAUACUUGUGACGUGAGUCGACAGGAAGAGGUCUACGCUGCUGCUGAAAAGGUGAGAAGAGAGGUUGGAGAUGUCACCAUCUUAGUCAAUAAUGCCAGCAUCAUAGCUCAGAAGCCCAUCUUGCAGUGCCCAGACGAACUUUUGGACAGGACUAUGAGGACUAAUUGUCAUGCUCAUUUCUGGACUGUCAAGGCUUUCCUUCCACAAAUGAUCAAGAGGGGACAUGGCCACAUUGUCACAAUCGCAGGAUCUCUGGGGCUGUUUGCAACCGGUUGCAUGGAGGGCUAUUGUGCAAGCAAGUUUGCGGUGGUCGGGUUCCAUGAAGCGCUGAGCCAUGAGCUGAAAGCAAAAAGUGUCAACGGUGUGAAGACGACUCUGGUGUGCCCUUAUUUUGGCAGCACUGGGCCAUCAGGCUGUUUUGGAAUCAGGCAAGAAGGUGAAGUCACAAUUUCUCCAGCAAAUCCAGGUUUUUGGGUGAAGUCAGCCGUGCGAGGAAUUCUCCGUAAUCAGCACAUGAUCUGCAUCCCCAGAGUGGUGUAUUUUGCACUGAUAUCAAAAAACUUCCUGCCUUGGGAUGUUCAAGUUCUUGUUCAAAAAUUCCUGGGAUUGGACAAGCACAUUUCAUGAAAAGAAGCAAACUGUAUUGCAGGAAGAUGAAGAUACUUCCAUUUCAAAGAACAGCUUUUGAAGCAAUAUAUUUCUAAUUGUGAACUCAAGACAAAAAUAUGUCUGGACAAAAUUACUUAAAGCCGCGCAGCAUUUGGCAUGUGAGACUGAUUGGCACAUAAGUGGUUUCCAGAACAUUCUUCCUUUGAUCUAUCAAACAGGAGGUGGGCAUUUGCCACAACAAAUGGGACAAAAUUCAGAUUGUCUUCUAAAUUUGUACCUCAGUAAGAGUUAUAUAGCAGACAGAAUAAUAUUGA